AGGUCCAUUGGCGUGUUUCUUGCUGACCUCCUCCAUGGAGAUGUUCACAUUUCCUCAUCCCUCAUUAAGCCCACAGAUCUGAGCUAAAACUUUCCAUGCCACACCUCUAUCAUUUCAGGAAGUCACUCGCAUCUGGUUUCUGGGACUGGUGUAAAGUAAUUUAGGAUCACAUCACGCUUCUCGCUGGUUCUGUCACUUGUUUGCAAUAGUUUGCAACGCUUCUCUGCUAUGAAGAAUGGGCUGGAGGCAGUGCUGUGUUGCAGACUGGGUGCUGCCUGUGCCUGGACACUGCUGUGACCACACGAUGGCACAGCACAGCCCUGUGCUGCAGCAGGAAGGAAGUCUGCAAGUCUAUAUGUGUGUGUGUGCGUGUGUGUGCACAUUGUGUUUGUGAGGGUGAGAGCUGGAGGAGUUUCCGGAGCAGGGCAGCUGUUAAACCACUGCACCAGGGAGCUCUGAGUUGUGUGUGGGUGCUGCUAGAUGCCCUGCAGCCUCAUCCAGGGUAGAUCCCGUGGCUGAAGGAGAGGAGCAGGAAGUGUUGUGGGGAUGGAGGGUGAUGCAUGUGCUGCAGAUGAGCUCUGCUCCGUUGCACCAUUGGUGCUGGGUGGAGUUUCCCUCUGGUUUCCCAUUAGUGCUGAAGCAGAGAGGCUGUGUGACGUCCAGCUGGGCAGGAGAGGAGGAGGAGGAUCUGGGGUGGCUGGAAUAACAAUUAGUGUCUGUACUUGAAAUGUUCUCAAAAACAUCCUCCGGGGCUGGGACAGUGCCAUGCAUGCAGGGACAGUGCUGUGUGCACAGGGACACAGCUGUGCCCUCACCGAGAUGCUGUCAGGAGCCCUGCAGUUAGCAUGGUGUUCUCACAGCCAUCUGCAUCUCAGCACGAAGCUUGGCUGGCAGCACCAUGAACUGCAAGGGGCAGAUGCCCGCUGGGUUGAACGCUCUCCGGCUGCAAACUGAAGCGUGGUGACGUGGUGUGCAGUCCUUGCACAGCAGGACAGGAUGCGGGUCACCAUGCGGCGGGUGCUGCUGGUGGUGGGUUCGGUGGUGGCCUUAAUGGUGACGCUACACCUCGGCCAGCAGGUCCUGGAGUGCCAGCAGGUGCUGAGCAAGAGGAGGCACAGGCUGAUGAGACCCGAGAAUGAGGAACUGGUCAUGGUGGACUCCAACCACGUGGAGUACCGUUACAGCAAGGAAAUGCCUCUCAUCUUCAUCGGUGGAGUCCCCCGCAGCGGCACCACGCUGAUGAGGGCCAUGCUGGAUGCCCACCCAGAGGUGCGCUGCGGGGAGGAGACCCGCAUCAUCCCCCGCGUGCUGGCCAUGCGGCAGGCCUGGUCCAAGUCAGGGAGAGAGAAGAUGCGCCUGGAUGAAGCUGGGGUGACAGACCAGGUGUUGGAUGCUGCCAUGCAGGCCUUUAUCCUGGAGGUGAUCGCCAAGCACGGCGAGCCGGCCAGGUAUCUGUGCAACAAGGACCCGUUCACCUUGAAGUCCUCUGUCUACCUAUCCAGGCUGUUUCCCAACUCCAAGUUCCUCCUGAUGGUUCGAGAUGGCCGUGCUUCGGUCCACUCCAUGAUCACACGGAAGGUGACAAUAGCAGGCUUUGACCUGAACAGCUACCGGGACUGCCUGACCAAGUGGAACAAAGCCAUUGAGGUGAUGUACUCCCAGUGCCUGGAGAUAGGGCGCUCUCGCUGCCUGCCCGUUUACUAUGAGCAGCUGGUGCUGCACCCCGAGCAGUCCAUGCACACCAUCAUGAAGUUCCUGGGUAUCUCCUGGAGUGACACCGUGCUGCACCAUGAGGAGCUCAUAGGGAAGCCUGGCGGAGUGUCUCUUUCCAAGAUAGAAAGAUCAACGGACCAAGUUAUCAAGCCAGUGAACAUGGAGGCGUUGUCUAAAUGGAUUGGACACAUUCCAGGGGAUGUACUGCAGGACAUGGCCCACAUAGCGCCCAUGCUCGCCAGGCUUGGCUACGACCCAUAUGCCAAUCCACCCAACUAUGGCCACCCAGACCCACUUGUUGUCAACAACACGCACAGGGUUUUAAAGGGGGAUUAUAAAACGCCAGCCAACUUGAAAGGCCAUCUGCAGGUGACUCAGAACACAUCAUCUUCUCACUAAUUAAUGAUUUCCAGGCUGCUGCAAACGGCCCAGGGUGGCUCCGUAAAGAAGAGUUUGCAGUUGCACCGAUGGAGAUCUGUUAUCCAAGCAUAUUGCUUGCUGAUAUUGCCAAAAUGACUGCUGUGCCAGGAAUGUAUUUGCAUUUAUUUGCAAAGGCCAAACGUUGUACACUUCGAUACCACUCGUCUCCCUUCGCUGGAUGCUCCGUGGUGAAAGAUCUGUGGAAAUGAAGCACGACCGACCCUCCAAAGUGCAUUGGAAAAGAGAUUUCCUGUUAUUUUCAGUGUCUCGUAAUGCUGUUCCUUAUACGUGCAGAUCAGAAUAGGUGUCAUAACCGUGUAUAGAGCAUUUGUUGUACAGGUGACAAUGCGGCGGACUGUCUCUUCCGUUCACUUGUCAUUGACAGAUUCUAUUUAAGAAUUAAUAUAUGAGGUCAAUCGUUUCA
Coturnix japonica (Japanese quail) is the source of this 2557-nucleotide messenger RNA. It is a transcript of the gene TPST2, whose product is annotated as tyrosylprotein sulfotransferase 2. Gene Ontology annotation, cellular component: Golgi apparatus. Gene Ontology annotation, biological process: peptidyl-tyrosine sulfation. Lineage: Eukaryota; Metazoa; Chordata; Aves; Galliformes; Phasianidae. The record is from RefSeq and is a predicted model, not a curated record. Gene Ontology annotation, molecular function: protein-tyrosine sulfotransferase activity.